Plasmodium vivax (malaria parasite P. vivax) is the source of this 1374-nucleotide messenger RNA. RefSeq lists its product as hypothetical. NCBI's taxonomy places the organism in Eukaryota, Apicomplexa, Aconoidasida, Haemosporida, Plasmodiidae. Bases 1 to 1374 code for a protein of 457 amino acids. The record is from RefSeq and is a predicted model, not a curated record. The transcript has a single exon.
AUGCUGGCGCUGCACAGAAUAAAAAGAAUAAGCAACGCUCACCGCCUACUGCUAAACGAAGAGAGAAACAAAAUUCACGUGGCCAUACACGAGCAUGAAGACUUCCUCCCAAACAAUAACAGCAAAGUCUGCAGGAACAAAUACAAAAAUGUGGGCAACCUCCACCGAAUCAUCCACAGCGGGGUGUUAAAGGGGCAUAGAAAUGUUUACUUUUACAAAUGCCUCCUGCGAAUUGCGGAGAAGAGGAGAAAUGACCUGAGUUUACACCAAAUAAAUGUAAUUUUAAAGGCACUUUUACGAGGCAAGAUUUACAGGUAUGCCUCAUUCCACUCGUUCGAGAUGCCCAUUUUGAAUCAUCUAAACUGGUUAAGCGGAUUGAUUAGCCAUGUGGAGGAGGGUAGCCUUAGCGGGAGUGGCAAAACUCAUCAGAGCAGGAAGGAACCCCUCAGGAUCAGCCACCCUAAUCACACCAACGGGAAGGAGGCAAACAAGUUCAAAAAAUCCCUUUUGAGGGAGAGAAUACACACAUUAGGGAAACCGCAGCCCUGGAUGGGAGACCCUUCCAAAGAGAAGGAAAUAAUUUCAGACCAAUUUAACAUCAUAAUUGACAUUUUCAAAAGCUACUUAAAAGUUUUGAAUUUCCACUUUUGCUUUUUAAGCCAAACGAUGUUCUUCUUCAUAAUUAGAAAUUGCCAGUACCUACCACAUGGGCAAAAUUUAAUGUCCAUUUGGGGCAUCUAUGUGAAGCGAGUUAUGUCCUCUCACCGUUUGGCGAUUCCGAAGGAGGGGUAUUCACCCCGUAUGGGCAUAAAUCAACCAGUUGGUGGAGAUUCCACAGGGUAUCUUCUUACCCCUCCUGUAUGUGCCCCCCCAGGGGAAGAAUCACCAAGGGUUAAGCUGUAUAGACAUAAGUACACACAGAACAUUCACGCAAAGACGGUGCGAAACUACACCCUUGCUUUUAAAAAUGAGAAAAGGAAGAAAUGGGGAGGAAAAAAAAAACAUCCCUGUAACCCCCUUUUUUGUAAAAACGGAAAUCUCACUCUUUGCAAAUAUACGGUCAUGCUCAUUUUGAAGAAAGACAAAUUAGCUAGCUACUGCAAGCUGGGCAAGAAGAAAAGGACUCUCCACAAAAAUGAAUACCUUUCAAAUGGCUACCUGUACAAAAUGAAGAACACAAAUAUCGUGUUGGAUUUCCAGUCGAAGAAGUACCUAAUCAAAGUAGGGUUCGUGCACAAUCGGGCGUUCCUCCAAGGGGAGGGGUUCCCCAAAGAUUUGGUGACGAAUGGGCCCUUCCUGCGAAGCGUUUCCAACUGGAUGUCCCAGCUCAAGGUGAGGUGUCGCCUCCUUGGUGGGGUUACAAACAGGGAUUGA